Bursaphelenchus xylophilus (pine wood nematode) is the source of this 1693-nucleotide messenger RNA. The record is from the annotation of a GenBank genome assembly. NCBI's taxonomy places the organism in Eukaryota, Metazoa, Nematoda, Chromadorea, Rhabditida, Aphelenchoididae.
AUGACCACAGACCCGGCGUACGUCGAGAAAUGUCGGAAAGACCUAGCGAAACGCUGGAACGACCUGACCUCCUUCGUGUCGGACGCAAUCCGCGAAAAAUGGUGGGCAAUGAUCGACGAGCGGUACGCGCCCCGGCCGUUCCACGGCCUAGCCCACCUCGAGCACAUGAUGCAGUUGUUCGACACGCACAAGGACCUGCUCAAGGACCGAUAUGCGGUCGCGUUCGCCAUCUUCUUCAAACAGUAGGUUGCACGCGGUAAAUGAUAUGUUUCGCGUUUAGUUUGGAAUACGAUCCCUUGAAUGCGGAGGAAGCGGAGCGAAACGAGGAGCGGCUUCGGGAGUUCGCGGCCGAAACCACUUUUGACCAGGUGAGAGAUCGUGACUCUUUCGGGAAAGGGUCAUUUCUUAGAGAGUUGUGGCUAAAAAUGGAACGUUUGAAUUUUAUUUCCGCCUGCCGCAAAUUUAGAAACACUAUGUAGAGUAGACGUGAGAGUCUUUGCUUUUGUUUUGACAAACUUAUUAAGAGCUCAAGAACGAAAAGUAAGCAUAAUUUCUUUCUUUCUUUGUUAUGAAAGGUUUAUGAUCUAUGAGCAGCUAUGUAUACAACUUAUCUAUUAGAUCUUUUUUAAACUACUUUUUUUAAACUGUAAUUACUAAUUCCACUUUUCGUUAGCUUUACGACAAAAAUUCUUACAAUGAAAAAGAACGCAACAACUGUUAUCUUUUUUUCCGGUUCAUAAUAUUAUAAUAGAAGUACCCUUGGUGCGAGGCUCAGAUUUUCUUUUAGUUUUGCACACGUGUUACACAUAGGCCACGCAUCAAUUUCUGAAAAUUUUAGCCAGCACUUUGCCGGCGCCAUCGAGAUAUUCGACGUUCUUUGUGGCCGAGAGAGCAUGUAGAACGUGGAAAGCGGUCCACAGCAUUCCGAGGUUUUUUGCCGCCACCGAUCGGUCCCGAUUUUCGCUCAAAAUGACAACAGGGCUGCGCGUCUCGGCUGAUAACUAGCUAGCCCAAAGACGAAAAAGAGUAAAUAUGCUGUGCGGUCCGAAGUGAAUGCACUUUCUUCAGUAUUUUUACUAGGGGAAAAACUUAUUUCUUGUGGAAACAUUGAUCUCCACUAUACAAAGAGCGGGAAACUUUCCGUGCCAAAAUUCCAAAAAGCCCAAUUUUUCCAAAUUCAACCCAAAAGUCUUUUUUCGAGCGAAAAUUCAGAACGUCAAUAUCAGGUCCUCAGGCUUUUAUUAUCAAAAUAGGUUUUCUCAAAAUAUCAUUAAGCUCAUCGCAUAAAAUGACCGUAUUUCCAGGCCAACUAUGUAUCAAGGCUGUUGCUGGAAAGUGCAAAUAACUGCACUGACGCCCAUUUGAACCCCGAUAAGUACGGUGACGACGACUUGCACUACCUAAUCGACUUUGACACGGCUUGGAUGGGGGUUGGUGAAGCCGAAUAUACGAAAUUUCGAGAAGCCGCCAGAUCGGAGGUUGGCAAUUUAAAUGACAAAGACUACAUUGAGAGGCGGUUAAAGGUAUGUAAAGUUGAGUUACUUAUCCAAAAAUUGUAUUUUAGGUCCUAGAGCUGUUCCUGCAAAUCCCCAACAUCUUUGCGACAAAGGUGAUGCGCGACAUCUACGAAGCCCAAGCGCGAAAAAAUAUCAAAGACGAGAUUGAGUUCCUCAACGGCUUAUCCAAAGGAUAA